GGUUUAAAGUAAACCAACAAAAAAAUACAAUAACCGAGAUCGAUAACCGAGAAAAUAAAAAUCAAACGAAACGAUGUUUUAUAGAAGUGUUGAAUACAUCAUCUCUUUGCUUUCAUCUCCUUCAUCAUCACCAAAGCCAAGUCUCCUCCUCCUCAAGAUCUGAUCGUACACGUUCGUUGACUUCGUCUUCUCUAGAGAAAUGAGUCAGCAGAAGGGAUUGAUUUACAGCUUCGUAGCCAAAGGAACCGUCGUUCUAGCCGAGCAUACUCCUUACUCUGGAAACUUCAGCACCAUCGCUGUUCAAUGUCUCCAGAAGCUUCCCACUAACAGCAGCAAGUAUACUUACUCCUGCGAUGGCCACACCUUCAACUUCCUUGUCGAAAACAACGGUUUUGUGUUUCUUGUGGUUGCUGAUGAGUCUACUGGAAGAAGUGUUCCUUUUGUGUUCCUUGAACGGGUCAAAGAAGAUUUCAAGAAACGGUAUGAGGCGAGUAUAAAGAACGAUGAGCCACACCCUCUUGCAGAUGAUGAUGACGAGGAUGAUGAUUUGUUUGGCGAUCGGUUUAGCAUCGCUUACAAUCUUGACAGGGAGUUCGGGCCUAUACUUAAGGAGCAUAUGCAGUAUUGUAUGAGCCAUCCUGAAGAGAUGAGCAAACUUUCAAAGUUGAAGGCUCAAAUAAAUGAUGUCAAGGGGAUCAUGAUGGACAACAUUGAGAAGGUUCUGGACAGGGGAGAGAAGAUAGAACUUCUGGUUGACAAAACGGAGAACCUUCAGUUCCAGGCAGAUAGCUUCCAGAGGCAAGGAAGGCAACUUAGAAGGAAGAUGUGGAUACAGAGCCUGCAGAUGAAGCUGAUGGUGGGAGGUGCUGUUUUGUCCUUUAUUCUCAUUGUUUGGGUUGUUGCUUGUGGUGGUUUUAAAUGCUCGUCUUGAUUCUCUGUAUCUGUUUGAUCGCCACCACCUUGUUUACCACGUAAAACGCAUGCUCAUGUUUGUACAUGUUAUGAUCAAUCACCAUCAUUCCCAGAAGCUUAUCUGUUAUGCUUAUAUAUAAACAAAUAAAAAUCAAGUUUUGGCG
This is a messenger RNA of Raphanus sativus (radish), 1076 nucleotides long. RefSeq names its product vesicle-associated membrane protein 727. The transcript is spliced from 5 exons. Gene Ontology annotation, biological process: vesicle-mediated transport. The record is from RefSeq and is a predicted model, not a curated record. Lineage: Eukaryota; Viridiplantae; Streptophyta; Magnoliopsida; Brassicales; Brassicaceae. Gene Ontology annotation, cellular component: membrane. The coding region runs from base 200 to 931 and encodes 243 amino acids.